Molecule: messenger RNA, 351 nt
Organism: Pseudopodoces humilis (Tibetan ground-tit)
Lineage: Eukaryota; Metazoa; Chordata; Aves; Passeriformes; Paridae
Source: RefSeq, a predicted model, not a curated record
AUGUGGACUCAUGUUGUGGGCUCCAACAAACCUAUCAUGGAGUGCAGCCUGUUCUGUAAAGGGGAAAAGAUCCAGUACCCAGGAAUGCUGGACACCGGAGCGGAUGUUACCAUCAUUGCCCGCUCCGAGUGGCCAGCCAACUGGGAAUUGCAGCUGGUGGCAGGGAUGAUUAUGGGGACUGGAGGAGUAGCGGUGUCUAUGAGAAGCAGGCACAAUGUAAUUGUAGAAGGUCCCGAAGGAAAAAUGGCUACCAUCUGGCCAUUUGUUGUGAGGGCACCAAUCCCCCUCUGGGGACGGGGUCUCCUAUCCCAAUGGGAAGCCUCUCUGUGGAUUCCCAGCAGGGAUUUUUAG